AACGCACAGGUCUUCUCACACGGCCUAGACUUUGCUAUAAAGACCUGGUCUGUGUGUGCCGAGUCAUUUCAGUCACUGCUCGCAGUCUGUAAACAUGUCUGGAAGAGGUAAAGGAGGAAAGGGACUCGGAAAGGGAGGUGCCAAGAGGCACAGGAAGGUGUUGCGUGAUAACAUCCAGGGUAUCACCAAGCCCGCAAUCCGUCGUCUGGCUCGACGAGGUGGUGUCAAACGUAUCUCUGGACUCAUCUACGAAGAGACCCGUGGUGUCCUUAAGGUUUUCCUUGAGAACGUCAUCAGGGACGCUGUCACAUACACCGAGCACGCCAAGAGGAAGACUGUCACAGCUAUGGAUGUUGUGUACGCUCUGAAGAGGCAAGGACGUACUCUGUACGGAUUUGGCGGUUAAACCCAGAACGAACCCUGUCAACAAACAACACAAACGGCCCUUUUUAGGGCCACCAAACUUCUCAAAAAGCUUCAAUAUCACUCGAAAAUACGCAAUCUUAGUUUGUUUCUUUAUUACAAUUAUUGUUU
This is a messenger RNA of Pecten maximus, 534 nucleotides long. Its product is annotated as histone H4. Lineage: Eukaryota; Metazoa; Mollusca; Bivalvia; Pectinida; Pectinidae. Gene Ontology annotation, molecular function: structural constituent of chromatin; DNA binding; protein heterodimerization activity. The coding region runs from base 95 to 406 and encodes 103 amino acids. Gene Ontology annotation, biological process: nucleosome assembly. The record is from RefSeq and is a predicted model, not a curated record. The transcript has a single exon. Gene Ontology annotation, cellular component: nucleosome.